Molecule: messenger RNA, 4516 nt
Organism: Amaranthus tricolor (Joseph's coat)
Lineage: Eukaryota; Viridiplantae; Streptophyta; Magnoliopsida; Caryophyllales; Amaranthaceae
Exons: 16
Coding region: 202-4371 (1389 amino acids)
Biological process (GO): chromatin remodeling
Cellular component (GO): cytoplasm
Source: RefSeq, a predicted model, not a curated record
AUAAACCUCUAGAAUGAGCUCAAAUCUUUAACUUGGCUCAGACUUCAUCCAUCAAAAAGGGGCCUUGCAUUUCAUUCUUCUAAUUUUAGGAAUUAAUUUCAUAACAAGAAUUUGAACCUGUAUAAAAAGUUACAAUCUUGCUAAUCAACUAACCUGAUUCUUCAGCAGGCGCGAACUGCUAAUUCAAUCGGGAAAAAUAAGAUGGAAGUCCAUGAAGAAAGUAUUAGUGGAAUCAGUAUUGAUGAAACUCAAGUGGAUAACUCCAUUUUUCCUCAAUUAAAAUUAUAUUGUUUGGAGUUGUUUCAUCUUCACCAGAACCCUAAUUAUUCGAAACAAUCUCCUGCGAUUACUCAAUUACUUCUCCUUCUGCGCUCCUCACCUUCUCAUGCUCUUCAACCUUACUUCGAUUAUACCUUGUUUCCAUUGCUGCUGCUUUUGGAUGCAGCGGUGGAUUGUAGGUCUGUUCAGAAAGGAAAACCAGUCACUCAAAAUGUAAGUAGAAUCAGUGAUGCCGUUGCUGAAGGUGUGCUUCAAUGUUUAGAGGAGCUUUUGUUGAAAUGCCGGCUAGGUUCUGUGGGCCAGAUGACAGUUUUGCUAAACAAAUUGGCUUAUGGCGCCAUGCUAUCUCCAUCAGAGGCAGCAGAAGAGUUUCGAGACAGUGUAGUUAGAUGCUUUAGGACAUUGCUUUCCAACUUAAUUCCUUGCUCAGACACAUCGUGCUGCUGCCAAAACACCUCCAGUCGACCUGCACUUCUAGAUAUUGGAGAUUCUAAAUGCUUAACUUCUAAACACUUGGAGCAUUAUUGUGAACCAAAUGAAUGCUUGAUUUCUUUUCUCCAAUCAGAAGGUGCUGCAGCUGCUGUUGGGCACUGGCUCUCUCUUCUGCUGAAUAUUGCAGAGACUGAGAGCUCACGAGGUCUUCGGGGCAGCGCCAAAAUCCGGAUAGAUGCUCUUCUAACCCUACGAGUGCUUGUUUCAAAGGUUGGUACCUCAGACGCACUGGCUUUCUUUCUGCCCGGAGUUAUUACUCGAUUGGCUAAGGUUUUGCACGUCUCCAAAUCUAUGAUUAGUGGGGCUGCUGGAAGUACAGAAGCUACUGAUCAUGCAGUUAGAGGAUUGGCUGAAUUUCUCAUGGUAGUCCUACAGGAUAACGCCAAUAUAUGUGAUCCUCAUGCAUCACUUGACAGGGUUGCUAGUGAGAAUGAGUCUUCACAAUCAUUUCUAAAGGAGCUUCGCCACUUGCAUGUACAAGCUCCUAAUCAGAGUGAACUUUCUUCAAAUGAUCGAAGUCAAAAUGCAACCAUUGUCAAGGAGGAGCUUGUGGAGAAGCAAAUUUCCAGUGGCAAUGGUAAAUUAGGGUCUUUGCAUGUCAAACGUACAAGAGACUGGCUUGAAAAAACUUCAGUCAAUGUUGACAUCUUGCUGAGCAAGACAUUUCCACAUAUAUGUGUACAUACAUCCAAAAGAAUAAGGCUUGCGCUUCUCUUUGCUGUGCAAGGACUGUUAUCUAAUUGCCGUUAUACUUUGAAGAGGAGCAGAUUGAUGCUUUUGGAAUGCUUGUGUUAUUUGGUUUGUGACGAGUCUAAAGACGUGUCCAUGCCCGCACAAGAUUUCCUUGGAUUUUUGUUCUUGUCUGAUGGGAAGUAUACUGUUGUGGAUGAUCUAGCUGAAAUUUUCAACAGGCUACUUGAGAAGCUCCCAAAACUGGUGCUUGGAUGUGAGGAAACUUUGGCCCUUGCUUCUGCUCAACAGAUGCUUGCUUUGAUGUAUUAUUCUGGACCUCAAGUUGUUGUGGAUCACCUUCUCCGCUCUCCUAUUAAAGCUGCAAAAUUUUUCGAUGUAUUUGCUCUAUGCCUGAGUCAGGAGUCUGUCUUUGCUGGCUCUCUUGGGAAAUUAGCGUUAUCAAGUCCUUCUCCUACCGGGUACUUGCAUUCUCUUGCAGAGCUGAGGGCUAAUGGUAGAAGGUUUGUUGGGGAAUAUCCCGUCACUGAUGCUAAGACAUCUGAAGUGUCAAAUAAGCAGUCUUUGGUAAAGGAAAUACAGUACUCUACAGGACAUUCUUAUUAUGAUUAUGAACUUCCACGUAUGCCACCUUGGUUUGCCUAUGUAGGCUGUCAUAAACUUUAUCAAGCACUUGCUGGGAUUCUUAGACUUGUGGGUUUAUCAUUGAUAUCUGAUUGCAGAAAUGAAGUUUUUUUGUCAAAUAUCAUUGAUAUUCCUCUGGAUAAUUUGCAUAAGCUAGUCUCUGAGAUACGCACGAUGGAGUUUUCUAGAGAAAGCUGGGAGUCUUGGUACACUAAGGCACAUUCAGGAAGGUUGCUACGACAAGCAAGCAUUGCUGUAUGUAUCCUUAAUGAGAUGUUAUUUGGCAUGUCAGAUCAAUCAAUCAAUGAUUUCAAAAAACUAUUUAAUGAGUCUGGAGCAAGAGUUGAAGAGGGGCAUAUGAGCUAUGUAUCUUUUUUAGAUCAGUCUUUCCAAGCACGAUGCCAUGUUGCUGGUGUAUCACUUUGGAAGAAGAAUGCAGUUGGGCCUGUGAGGCAACAUGUCAUUGAUUGUAUUGGUACCAUUUUACACGAGUACAUUUCUCCAGAAAUUUGGGAUUUUUCAGUCACUCAUGAUAUAUCUCUCCUUCAAUCUAGUGGAAUAUUUGGAAGUAUUGAUAAGCACUUAUUUCAUGAUGUUGCCAUACUACACCAGGUUCUCAUUGAGGGAAUUGGAAUUUUCAACCUAACCCUUGGUGCAAAUUUUACUUCUAGUGGAUUCCUUUGUUCCUCUCUGUAUCUUUUGCUUGAAAACUUGAUCUGCUCAAACUCUGAAGUUAGACGUGCUUCUGAUGCUGUGCUGCGUUUAAUGUCAGCUACAUCUGGAUGUUCAUCUGUAAGAAUCAUAUUAUUUCUUUCUAUGUCUGCAUUCAUGUCCUGGAAUGCUGACUUAGUCUUAAAUAUUCUACAGGUUGGUCAACUAGUUAUGUUAAAUGCAGACUACGUAAUUGACUCAUUGUGCCAUCAACUCCGUCAUUUGGAUUUGAAUCCUCAUGUCCCAAACGUGCUUGGGGCAGUGCUUUCUUGUGUUGGAGUAGCCAAAAAAAUAUUACCAUUAUUGGAGGAGCCGAUGCGCUCAGUUUCAAUGGAACUGGAAAUUCUUGGGAGGCAUCAACAUCCAGAGUUAACAAUUCCUUUCUUGAAGGCUGUAGCUGAGAUUGCUAAGGCGGCUAAGCUGGAGGCUUGUAUCUUGCCUACUCAAGCAGAAUCUUUUUUGGAUUAUGUUAAACCUAAAGUAUCUGAUGUGAAAAAGAAAGUAGGAGAGGAUGCUGUAAGGAUAGGGGAGCAAGAGUCAGAUGAGCCAGCCUUUUGUGAUGACCUUGUUGUGAACAUGGAGGAUUGGGAUAGUAUUUUGUUUAAGCUAAAUGACAAUAAGAGGUACCGUCGGAUUGUUGCUUCUAUUGCAGUCUCCUGUUUGACAGCUGUUACUCCGUUGCUUGCAUCUGAAAAGGAGCCAGUAUGCUUGAUUUCAUUAAACAUAAUUGAGGAGGGUAUUAUCACACUGGAAAAAGCGGAGGAAGCAUUUAGGCGUGAGCAAGAAACUAAAGAAGGCAUCGAAGAAGUAGCAUCCUUGUGUUCAUUAUAUCAUCUUAAAGACGUUCUUGAUGCUGCUGAGGGGACUGAUGAGAAUAGACUGCUUCCAGCAAUGAACAAAAUAUGGCCAUAUUUUGUUGCUUGUGUUCAAAAUAGGAUUCCAGCGUCUGUUCGGAGAUGUGCAGAAGUAAUUUGCAAAGUGGUUAAGAUUUGUGGCGGGAACUUUUUUUCUCGGCGCUUCCAUAAUGAUGGGCCCCAUUUCUGGAAACUUCUAAGUACAUCACCAUUCAAAGCAAAAUCUAUCUCAAGUGAUGAACAAGCACUAAUGCUACCUUAUAGAAGUACUUCUCGAACGUUGGAACAUCCCAUCUCAGAAUCCUCCAAUCUGAAAACCCAAGCAGCAGUUCUCCACAUGAUUGCCGAAUUAGCUCGAGACAAGGGGAGCGCUUCUGCUCUUCAAGUAGUACUCAAGAAGGUUAGCGGUUUGGUGGUAGGUAUUGCAUGUAGCAGUGUUUCCGGACUGUGGGACCCUGCAAUAGACGCUCUUUCAGGACUCGCAUCAAUUGAUGCUGAUCUCAUUUGGGUUCUUUUAGCCGAUGUGUAUUAUUCUUCUACGAAGGAGAAAGAUGUUGCAAAGCCCAGUUCUGAAUUUCCAGAGCUUGCGGAAAUUCUUCUGCCUCCUUGUUCUUCAAACAAUUACCUUUACGUUCAGUAUGGAGGCCAGACGUAUGGUUUUGAAAUUAAUUUAGCUUCAGUCGAAAAUGCGAUUAAGAAACUGUAUCCUGAAAUGUGUUGAGCAAGCACAUGGUGAAUUAUUUAGCUAUGUAUUAUGUAUAUAAUUUGGUUUAGUUUAUGCUGUAGUGUAAUGUACUGUACAGUUGAAGAUGGAAAUUGAUAUAAACCUUGGAUGAGAUUAUCAGAAAAAUGUGAGAUUAUUUUCA